AUAUUCAAGUAGAUCUCAUGCCAGCUUUACUGCAGUUGUUAGAAAUCAAAAUCAUAUUUUAAUUAUUUUCUUUCUUUCUGUGAAUGUUAAGAGAAAUACAUAAUUGAGGUGCAAUUACAACCCAUUUCUGAAGAGCUUUUCUAAAAUCUUUUUAGCUCCCAAAAUUAUGGCUUCAAAACUUGUUAUAAUUGUGGUUUUGCUCCUUAAUAUCAUUGCUUUUGGCCUUGCUGUCAAUGCUGAACGAAGACGAAAUACUGCCAAAAUAAUUUCAGACCGAAACACAAACUACAAGUACUGUCGAUAUGAUUCAGACAUUGCGACAGGAUAUGGACUUGGUGCAUUUUUUUGUCUUAUGGGGAGCCAAAUACUUGUUAUGACUGCCAGCCGAUGCUUAUGCUGUGGGAAGGGUCUGAACCCUGGAGGAUCUAGGGCUUGUGCCAUUACUCUUUUCAUUUUCUGCUGGCUGUGUUUUAUCAUUGCUGAAGUGUGCUUAUUAGCGGGUUCAGCAAGGAACGCGUACCACACAAAAUACAAGGUCAUCAUCGGAAACAAUAAGCUAUCUUGUGAAACGUUAAGGAAAGGAGUCUUUGCAACAGGAGCUGCUUUUACUUUCUUCACAACCAUUUUCUCUGAAUUCUACUAUGUUUCUUACUCAAAGGCAAGACAAUGAGCCAUGAUUCAGUAUAAAGAUAUUCAUAUAAAGAGUACAUCAUGGCCUUUUGGGGUUAGCAAUAGCUUUGAUGUGAUGUUAUACCUAGUCUUGCCUUGUAUCAUGGCUUUAGGAGUAAGCUGUGCAGAGAUAUCUUGUAUAGAAUAUAUUCUACAUUUGUAUUCAAACUUUAUAUCAGUUGGUUAUGCAAGUUUAUUUCAUUUGUUUGUUGACUGUUAAAUGGAGAAGACUAUGUUGGGCAAAUACUUCCUCUGUUGUUCUGGAAUAGCA
Molecule: messenger RNA, 940 nt
Organism: Amaranthus tricolor (Joseph's coat)
Lineage: Eukaryota; Viridiplantae; Streptophyta; Magnoliopsida; Caryophyllales; Amaranthaceae
Exons: 3
Coding region: 167-670 (167 amino acids)
Source: RefSeq, a predicted model, not a curated record